AAUUUUUCAACAGAACCGAAAUCAACGGGACAAAUUACGCGCCACACAUAUUCAAGCAUAUCCCAUUUUCUUUGGUUUUCCUGCUUCCUUCUUCGGAAUGGAAAAUAGGACGUGUCGCGUUAUCGUCUUCCUUGCCAUUCCCGUCUACACUGUCUUGGUCUUCCUUCUCAUUAUUGACGCCACCAGCAACCACAGCAUCGAGGGCCGCAGCGCCAAACUCCAGCGGUCACGAGGAACUGUUCCACACCCUCCUCGAGUUCCCGUCGCUCCUGCGCCCCACCAGAGACACCGCAGAAAACUGGCUGGUGCUCAUGAUUAUGUGGCCGCGCAUGAUGAUCCUCCCGGGAGAUCAAACCCCGAAGAUGGGACAGAUCGCGGCGGGAAUGCUGAGGAGAAGCGUGCAGGCGGGGACAGCUUCGAGGCAGGAAACGGGGAUUUCGGAGCUUCGUCUCCAGCACCGGGUUCCGAAAGCGACUAUGAUGAUUAUUAUGAAGACGAAAGUGCGGAUUAUAAUUGGUCCGAAGAUUAUUACAAGUACAAGCAGUUUGCCAGGCAUUACAUGUACUCUGAUCUCUUCACCUCCGAGUUUCCUUUAGAAAAUGGCGGAUUAUGUCCCAACAACACGAGAAUUUUCGUUUUUGUCAAUUCACGUGUCGAGAGCACCGAGACCCGAAACUCCAUUCGCAAAAGUUAUCUCAAGAUCCUCGCUAAACAAAAGAUACCUUAUGCUUUCCUUAUCUCGAAACCUUCUAGUAAAUUAGCGAUGCUUAAACUGGAAGAGGAAAACCGAAGAUUUAACGAUCUAGUGGUUGUUGGAAGCCUCGAAGACUAUGCAAAUUUGACGCUGAAGACGGGUCACAUGAUACGCUGGGUUGGGCGCCACUGUCCAGCCCACGCCUACGUCGCGAAAGUGGACGACGACGUCUACGUGAACGUCCCCAAGUUCUUGAAGGUGCUGGAGAAGAACAGACAAAAGACUGUGCUCGGCCACAUAUGUUCGAACUGUGUGCCAAACGCAGGAAAUAAUCUACCUCUGCACGUAGCACUCCGAAUGAUGAAUGGACUGCAGAUGCGAAAAAACAUGCCUCUCACGACCUUCCCUUCCUUUGCUACUGGACCUGCUUACGUCAUCACGGCAGACGUAAUUCCCUUGUUUGAGGAAGCGUCUCAGCUGAUGCAGUACUUCAUGUUCGAGGACGUGUUCUGGACAGGUUUCGUUGUGAAGAAGAUCAACCUGGAAUUCGGCCAGACUGUGGGAAUUCCCCAAGAUCCAGAGAGUGUAAGGUUCAAAUACCUCACCAUGAGGGCCAAGGGUAAGCCUUCAGGAGUGACUGUGAAGCAUGAGAAUGUCCCCGGAUGGCGUCUUAAUUACAAGACUUCGAAGCUCCUACAGGAAAGUCUUCGCAAGGCCCGUGAUGCUGUUAUUGUUCACCGUGUAGACUGGGAGAAAGACAGGGCAUUCGUGGAGGAUCUGGAUCGGGCUUUCGGGAAAGAAAGAGCUUGGGGGCUGUAGCACUGUCUUGGCUUUUGUUGCUACUGUAUGACAUGAUUUGGAUCUGUUAAGUCAUUUACUGCACUGUUGUUUGUGUACAUCUCUUUGUCACAUGUUUAAAGACACAUACAUGUACAGACACUGAAAGAAAGCACAGGAGUACUCAC
Penaeus vannamei (Pacific white shrimp) is the source of this 1659-nucleotide messenger RNA. NCBI's taxonomy places the organism in Eukaryota, Metazoa, Arthropoda, Malacostraca, Decapoda, Penaeidae. The record is from RefSeq and is a predicted model, not a curated record.